This is a messenger RNA of Dunckerocampus dactyliophorus (ringed pipefish), 1602 nucleotides long. RefSeq names its product FCF1 rRNA-processing protein (gene fcf1). The transcript is spliced from 8 exons. Bases 96 to 689 code for a protein of 197 amino acids. Gene Ontology annotation, cellular component: nucleolus; small-subunit processome. NCBI's taxonomy places the organism in Eukaryota, Metazoa, Chordata, Actinopteri, Syngnathiformes, Syngnathidae. The record is from RefSeq and is a predicted model, not a curated record.
CUGUUGAUUACGUCAACGCGGUGUCGACAACACACGAGGGCAAGAGUAACCGCUGAUAACUAGAUAGUGAGAGGGAUAUAUCAACAUAUUGCAGCAUGCCAAAACAGAAAACAAAGAAAUUUGCUGCAAUGAAACGGAUGAUCAGUAUGAAAGAUCAUCGAAUAAAAGAGCAAGACCGAUCCAAAGCAAAUGAAAAAAAGAAGAAAGACCCUUCAGCGCUGAAGGAGAGAGAAGUGCCCAAGUACCCAUCAUGCCUGUUCUUCCAGUACAACACUCAACUCGGUCCACCAUACCACAUUCUGGUUGAUACCAAUUUUAUCAACUUCUCAAUCAAGGCCAAGCUGGACAUUGUUCAGUCUAUGAUGGACUGUCUGUAUGCCAAAUGUAUCCCUUAUAUCACAGACUGUGUGAUGGCUGAAAUUGAAAAGCUGGGAAUGAAGUACAGAGUUGCCCUCAGGAUAGCAAAGGAUCCGAGGUUUGAGCGCUUACCUUGCGCACACAAAGGAACAUACGCUGAUGACUGCCUGGUCCAAAGGGUAACACAGCACAAGUGUUACAUCCUGGCUACUGUGGAUAGAGAUUUAAAGCGAAGGGUAAGGAAGAUCCCAGGAGUGCCCAUCAUGUACAUCUCAAACCACAGGUACAACAUUGAAAGAAUGCCUGAUGAUUACGGUGCUCCGAGGUUUUGAUUAUUUGUACAAAUGUCACUGUAUAUACAUUUUAGUUCCUUUAUGUACAUCAGAAUUGUUCAAGGGUUUGAACUGCAGAGGAUGGUGCAUUUUUGACCUUGCAUUGUAUCACCUUUAAUUAUGUUGCUCUCAUAAAAGUGUCACAAACCAUUAUUAUGGAGUGUCAAUUAAUAUUGUUGCAGAUGUAUUCAUUUUUGGUUUGAAUUUUUACAGCAUCAGAAAAGUGCAAAAUUAGAAUACUUAACGGCCAAGUGUGUCAAAAAACACUGGUUGUGCACAGGCUACAUCUAGUGGUACUCAAACAACAGAUAUCAUUUAAAAUAAAAAUGUAAUUCUUUUAGAAAUUUACACAAGUAUUAAAUAAUUGUCCGUUAAGUAAUACUAGACUUUAUGAAGUAAAGAUUUGCUGAAAUUGUAUGUUUUUUUUCAAUUAAAUAUUGUUUAAUUCGUUUCAUAUGCCACUUUCAAACCUAAAAACUGUUGACAAACAGUGGUAGGUACUUGCCAGGCGAAACCAUGUCUGAGAUGGUACUUGUAAAACGUUUGAGAACCAAUGGUGUACGCCAUACAGAAUAUUGUUAAUGUGUAUAAAGUAGAAACAUUGCAACAUGCAGGGUAAAGGCACUUGGACUAAAUGGACAGAAUUAUCCUGGUUUCUUGUCAUGUCCAAAUGUCUUUUAGAAAAUAGUGUUAGUGUUCUUCUAUUAAUGCUGCAUGUUCAACCCUUUUCCUUGUCUUUAACCCCUAUUACAAAUUCCUGGAAUGCAAGACAAACAAAACGUUUUAUGCUACCAAUUAAUGCUAACAAAUGCGGGUGGCCAACUACAAGAAACGUCUGAAUUCUGUGAUUGCCAGCAAAUGUUUUGCGUAUCAAAUAUUACACUCAAUAAAAUACAAAUUGAUUUAAAACAUG